CUUAGAGCACAACUUGAAGGCAGCUGAACUGAGAAUCGAACUGCUUCGCGACGAGUGGCGCCAGGCUGAUCGGCGGGCGGAUGAGAAGGAAAGGCGCGCAAAUAGCAGCAGCCGAAGCACGAGUGAACACUGAAAAGCAGGCUCGUUUGGCGGCUGAGGUGCAGGCGAAAGAAGCGCGGGCACGCGCGGACAGGGAGGUUGCCGCGGCCAGGGCUGCAGCGGCGGCUGCGGAGGCCCGGGCUGCGGUGGCUGAACAGCGGUCGCAGCAGGGGCAACGUGCAGGCGCAACGGAGGGCGUGGCGGCUGUUCUCGACGCCCGGCAACCUGCGCAAGCGCCGCUGCUACCGGCCGGGCCACCGCAGCAGGCUCCGCAGCAGGCGCAACAACCAGACAGGGCCUUCCUGCUUCCUCCGCCACAGCCUGCAGCUCUCGCACAUGCCUAUACCGCACCCGCGGCUCCGGCUCCCGCUGCGGCUCCGGCUGCGGCUGCGGCUGUGGCUGCUGCUCCGGCUGCGGCUGCGGCUCUACUCGUUGUGGGCCUGCCGCCAGAGCCUGCGCUACUGCCGCCAGUGGCCCACAGCGGGCCACAGCCCCGGCUGCAUUCCAAAAGCACAAGCGGCUUGCGCGGAUUGGGCAGAGGCAGUGCUCUGGGGUCGCAACCCGCAGCGCGCGGCCAGGGGGAGCCGCCCAGCAAACGGCAGCGGACUUUCAAGCAGCCCCGCCCGCGCCGCAUCGUGCCGGCGCUUGACGAACAGAUGCAGGACGCAUGGGGUGGAGGCGACGGCGGUGGUGAGGCGGCGGCGGCCGGCACCUCGCACGCGGGCGGCGGCGGCCCGCUGCCGGUGAAGGGCGCCGUUGUCGUGAAGCAGGAGCGGCGGGAGCAGGGAUGGGACGAGGACAAGGCGGGUACGCCGCCGCCGCCGCAGCAGCAGCAGGGGGACAUGGCGACGGCAGCUGGCACGGCAGCAGCAACAGCAGCAGCCGCUGAAGGCGCAGAGGCGGCCGCUAUGGUUGCGGUGCCGAGCCAGGCGGGGGCACGGGAGGAGGCAGCGGCUAGUCCGCGUGGCCCGCUGGCUGCUAGCCCACAACUGCAGCUGGCGGUUCCGGGCCCGCCGCUGCACGGUGCGGCGGCGAACACUCUGGCGCCUGCGCCCGCGGCGGACCAACAGGCAAUAGCGGCAGAUACGCACGGCACUGCUGCCGGUGAAGUGGCGGGCGCUGGCGGCAGCGGCAGCAGCGGCGACGGACAGGAGCUGUCGGUUCAGCACGGCGGCAGCGCCCUGGUGCUGCCCGCAGCUGCCGCACCACCGGCGGCGGCGCAGUCCCCGAUGCCGCUGCUGCUUCUGUCGCCAGCUCCGGCGGAGCUGCAGAUUCACUGCCCGCGGGUGAAGACGGUGUCGGUGCUUCAGCAACGGCUCCAGGAAUGGGCGGCGAAGCGGUGGGGGCCGGGGGUGCAGCCGCUGCGCACCUUCGUCGUCGACCUCGGCGGCGCGGAGCUUGCACAGGGCCCGCGGGAUCUGGAGCAACGCACGCUCAGCAUCCCGGGCGGCGUGUCCGUGGUCAUUUGCAACGGCGGGCUCCCCGUGCCGGUCGAGGUGGAGAGCUGCGCGGGCGCCGAGGCGGAGAGCUGCGCGGGCGCCGAGGCGGAUAGCUGCCGGCACGUCGCUCUGAAGCGCCUGGAUAUGAAGGCAGUGCUGUGGCAGAACAUCGAGGGGUCAUGGCAACAGGUGGCGCGCGGGGUGGUGACGGCGACGGGCGCCAAGACGCGGGUGGUCGUUGACGAGUGCCGGCUCGUGGUGGCGAGAGCCGAGGCCGCGGCUGCGGCCACUCCGACGAACCGACCCGUCAGGAGCUGCAGAACCGCGUCUGGGCCGCCGCUGGUGAGGGGCGGCACCAAGUACUUCCAGAGCGGCGUCGUGGCGGCGGAGGGCGCGCGUGUGCUGGUCAGAGAUUGCAGCAUCACGGGCCCGUACUCGCUGGAGCUGCAGCGGGAGUGGGCGGGCAGCCGCAACCCGCUCGACUGCACCGGCGUCUUCGCAGACGGUGCCGGCAGUCAGGCGGUUGCGCUGCGCACGCGCGCUGAGGACUGCACGAAGGGCUUCGCGGCAUGCCGCGGGGGCAUGGCGGACGCCUACGGCUGCGUAGCUCAGAGCUGCGGUAACGGCUUCGACGUAAAAACAGGCAGCCGCAUGCGGUGCGGUCACGUGGCAUCUGCCGCAGCCGCAGCAGCCACCGCUGCGGUCCUGGGCACCGGCGCCGGCAAUGCUGGCGGCGCCGGCAGCAGCAACGGCGGCGCUGGUGGAACGGGCGGUGGCUGCCGUGCGUCGGACGUGCUGUUUUAUGGCUUUGCCGCGUACGAGAGCGCUGAAAUGGAGCUGCUGGACGGCUGCAGCUCGGAGCGCUGCGAGGGGGCAGGCUGCCUGGCGCGGUGUGGCGUCCUGCAAGCGACUGGCUUCACCUCCGUCGUAGACGGUUACGGCUUCUGGGUGACCAAGCCCGGUGCUUCGAUGCAGCUGCAGGCCGGCUGCGUCGCCCGGGGGUCCACAGCGCAGGGCUUCGUAGCGCAGGAUGGGGCGCGCAUGCAGAUCGGGCCACCGGCUGAGGCGGCAGCUGCCGAGGACAUGAGCACGGCCUUGGUUGUGACGGGAGCCGGCGGCGCUGGCGCGGGAGUGGAGCGGCCAUGGGAUGCUCGGGCCGAGGGUUGCAGGCAGGAGGGCUUCCUGGCGGUCGAGGGCGAACUGGUGCUGCGGCCGGGCGCCCGUGUGGCCGCUGUCGACUGCGCUGCGGACGGCUUCGUGGCAGCCGACGGCGGGAAGCUGGACGCGGCGGCGGCGUCCGAGUGCCUGGCGCAGGGCUGCCAGAAGAGCGGGUUCGGUGUUGAGGGCGCGAAGUCGACGCUGGCGCUGGGCAGCAGCGUGUGCAGGGCAGUGGGCAACAAGGAGGGCGGUGUGGCCGUCAAGGAGGGCGGCGUGGUGCAGGGACAGCUGGCAGAGGCAUGAGGGCGCGCGGCUGCAAAGCACGAACCUAGUUUAGCAGAUUCAAGCAUUUGCCUGGACGGCUUUUGUGUCGAGGACAAGGGUUCGCUCCUGCGGCCGGGCUGCCGUGUGUACGGGGCGAGCUGGCGGAGGGCAAGAAGGAUGUUAUGGCCAGCAAGAAGGGUGGCGUGAUUGAGUGGCACUAGCUAUGGACUGAGAAUGCUGGCAGCGGCUUGAGAGUUUGCAAAGCACGAAAGUUAUUCAGCAGAUUCAAGCAAUCGAGACAGUUUGGAUGUUGGCACUCGCCGUCUGACGUUGGCGCCCGCUACGGUAUUCAUGUAUGCGCGGGGAAUGAUGUCCGGGCCAGCCAAGCGGGUCCCACUCGCGCACGGCCCUACGGGCCGGUCGUGUCCCCAGCCCAAUACCUUUCCUACAGCAUCUUAUACCACACAUAAGGUCAUUAGAGUAACCCGGGGGCAUUGAAUCGAGCCGGGGCCGACCUCGAACUUACAUCUAAAUGCCAGGACACGCCAUACCAGGCCAGACAGUAGCCUAACUACACCUAUGCAUAUAUCUGUGUUGACGGCAAUCGAUAAGGCCCGAAAACAACGCCUAUGUAGGAUGUUGGCUUCGGUCAAUUUCGCGACUUGAGCCUCGACGAGCACGUUGUAGCCUGCUAUCAAGCGCUAUUGCUCCAACAGAUUGCAUGUAACAUAUACAUUAA
Chlamydomonas reinhardtii is the source of this 3699-nucleotide messenger RNA. RefSeq lists its product as uncharacterized. The transcript is spliced from 2 exons. Bases 81 to 2999 code for a protein of 972 amino acids. The record is from RefSeq and is a predicted model, not a curated record. Lineage: Eukaryota; Viridiplantae; Chlorophyta; Chlorophyceae; Chlamydomonadales; Chlamydomonadaceae.